AUGCUACGGCACGUGGUGCAGCCGAGCGUCGUGACCUUCAACACCCUCAUCACCUGGGGGCUCGCCGGGGCGCUCUUCUGGGAGCUGAGGCGCGCCGCCCUGCAGCCGACGGCGCGGACCUACAACGCGUCUCUCGUUGCGUGCGGGCACGCCCAAAACUGGGAGCGCGCCCUGUGCCAUCUCGCCGAGAUGCGCGCCCAGGGGGUCGCCCCCGACCGCGAGACCCGCGCCCUCGUUCUGCGGACGCUGGCCGCCGGACUGGAGGCACGGCAGGCGCUGCAGCGGGAGGCGGUCAUGCAGGUGCUCUACGAGGACUUUGCCUUUGCCGGCGGGCUCGACGACGGCAGCCCUGCUGCCCAGGCACCCCCAGCACACGCACGUCGGCCCUGA
Molecule: messenger RNA, 390 nt
Organism: Prorocentrum cordatum
Lineage: Eukaryota; Dinophyceae; Prorocentrales; Prorocentraceae
Source: the annotation of a GenBank genome assembly